CGUUUCCCAGUCUCGGAACUUCGUCCACUACUUCCCACCCAUGUCGCCGUAAGCUUCCUUGCAGCGAUGUCGUCCACAGGCCGGUAGGCAGGAAAAUUUCAGCAGCGCGGUGUCGAUAGAUUCCCUGCGAUACAAGAGCGGACAACAACAACUAGUCAGUCAAUCAGUCAGUCGCCUCAAGCUUUCUUCAAAGUUGCACCGGCGCUAGCCCUUUCUUCUUCUGCGGUGUGCCGCCGGCCGGCGAUGAGGUGGUGGGAGAGCGUCAAGAGCCUGUUCGCCGACGGCGGCAACCUCGGUUGCCUGUCCUGCGUCGGGAGGAAGGCGCCCGAGGAUCUUUACUCCUACCCCAUGGAGCCCGCGAAGUGGAAACGAUCGCGCGGCGCCGCUCCGGCGGCGGAGGAGGAGCCGGGCGCCAUCGAGGUGCCGGCGGUGGCGCUCCGGGAGGUGAACGAGCUAACCGGCUCCUUCGACAGGGAGAAGCUGAUCGGGGAGGGGUCGUACGCCAAGGUGUACAAGGUGACGCUGCGGAGCGCGAGGCUCGCCGUGGUGAAGAAGCUGGAGAAGGCGUCCAAGCACGCCUCCAACGACGUCUUCCGCCGGCAGCUGUCUGUGGCGUCCAGGCUGCGACACGAGAGUUUCGUCCGCCUGCUCGGCUACACCAUAAGCGGCGACCUCCGCGUGCUCGUCUACGAGUUCGCCACCAUGGGCACCCUCCACGACGCCCUGCACGGGCCGAGGGAGGGCGUGGGGGCGCGGGAGGAGGUGGAGGAGAGGCCGGUGCUGAGCUGGGCGCACCGGGUGCAGAUCGCGCUGGACGCGGCGAGGGGGCUGGAGUACCUGCACGAAAAGGCGUCGCCGCCGGUGGUCCACAAGGACGUGCGCUCCACCAACGUGCUGCUCUUCGACGGCAUGAGGGCCAAGAUCGCCGACUACAACAUGUUCAGCCAGGCCGCCGACAUGGCGCGACUCAACCGCUCCACGCACACGCUCGGCUCCUUCGGCUACCAGGCGCCGGAGUACGCGAUGAGCGGUCAGAUGACGGACAAGAGCGACGUGUACAGUUUCGGCAUCGUCCUUCUGGAGCUCUUGACGGGCAGGAAGCCGCUGGAUCGGACGUUGCCGCAGGGGCAGCGCAGCCUAGUCAACUGGGCAUCUCCGCUGCUGACUGAAGACAGAGCUCAGGAAUGCAUCGACCCGAGGCUCGGCGACAAGUACCCUGCCACCGGAGCGCUCAAGCUAGGGAGGAUCGCAGUGCAGUGCCUCCAGUAUGACCCAACCUACCGGCCGUCCAUGGGCACCAUCGCCCGCGUGAUCAACUACGCCGUCGUGCGGGACCAGCAGGGCGUGGUCUGAUGCGAUGAUGUGCGCGUACCGGCGUACGUGUGGGAUGAAGUUGCUGCCGUUGCCCAGUGGUUCUUCCUGCGAAUUACCGUGCAUGUCUAGUUGCCUGUACUAUUGUACUCCCUUCUUUCCUAAAUGUAAGUCUUUCUAGAGAUUUCAAUGCAAACUACAUACGGAAAUCUCUAGAAAGAUUUAUAUUUAGGAACGGAGGGAGUAGUAACUUUUUUGGAAGCUAUGUGUAUCUGAACUUCGUAAGCUUGCCAGCCAUGUUUGAGUAGCAGCUCUUGCCAGGCAAGAAAAAACUGUAGCCCAUCGACAGAAGCAUUCUAUUUAUUCAUGCUCAUUUCUGAAA
Molecule: messenger RNA, 1693 nt
Organism: Triticum dicoccoides
Lineage: Eukaryota; Viridiplantae; Streptophyta; Magnoliopsida; Poales; Poaceae
Product: PTI1-like tyrosine-protein kinase 3
Exons: 6
Coding region: 244-1353 (369 amino acids)
Biological process (GO): protein phosphorylation
Molecular function (GO): protein kinase activity; ATP binding
Source: RefSeq, a predicted model, not a curated record